GACCUGCCCCUUCUGGCUCCUGAGCUAGAAAAGAGCGUCGAUGCCGGCGGCAGUGAUGAGUUGUAGGAGGAGCUGGCUGCUUGGCGGUUCUGAGGAGCGGUGGCUGCUGCUGCUGGUGGCCUCUUUGCAGAUGUCUUGCUGUCAUUGAACCCAUUUGAAAGUGCUAGGCGAGCUCAGCCAUCAGUAUGUCCAAGUACAAACUGAUUAUGUUAAGACAUGGAGAGGGCGCUUGGAAUAAAGAGAAUCGGUUUUGUAGCUGGGUGGAUCAGAAACUUAACAGUGAAGGAAUGGAGGAAGCUCGGAACUGUGGGAAGCAGCUCAAAGCACUAAACUUUGAGUUUGAUCUCGUAUUCACGUCCAUCCUUAAUCGGUCCAUCCACACAGCCUGGCUGAUCCUGGAAGAGCUGGGGCAGGAAUGGGUUCCGGUGGAAAGCUCGUGGCGUCUAAACGAACGUCACUAUGGAGCUUUGAUCGGUCUCAACAGGGAGCAGAUGGCUUUGAAUCACGGUGAAGAACAAGUGAGGCUCUGGAGGAGAAGUUACAAUGUGACCCCACCACCCAUUGACGAAUCUCACCCUUACUACCAUGAAAUCUACAGUGACCGGAGGUAUAAAGUGUGCGAUGUACCUGUCGAUCAGCUGCCACGAUCUGAAAGCUUAAAGGAUGUUCUGGAGAGACUCCUACCCUUUUGGAAUGAAAGGAUUGCUCCUGAAGUCUUAAGUGGCAAAACCGUUCUGAUAUCUGCUCAUGGAAAUAGCAGUAGGGCUCUCCUGAAACAUCUGGAAGGUAUCUCCGACGAAGACAUUAUCAACAUCACUCUUCCCACUGGAGUGCCCAUUCUCCUGGAACUGGAUGAGAACCUGCAUGCUGUUGGGCCUCACCAGUUCCUGGGCGACCAAGAGGCUAUCCAAGCCGCCAUUAAGAAAGUAGAGGAUCAAGGAAAAGUGAAAAAGCGAGUUGAAAAAUGAAAGCUUUCCCAUUUACUUGCUAGGAAUAGCUGCAAAGGAAGUGGCAUGCAGUAUUUUUUGGGUGCUGAUCUCCCUCUCUUUUUUUUCCCCUGAUUUUUCCAGAACUAGUCAAUGGGAUAGAGUUUAUAAGGUAACUCGGUAAAUGUUAUUGCCCAGAUGAAAGAUUUAGGAUGCCUGAGUGCUUUGUCAUAAGUCUGAUGAGAACUCUCUUGCUAGUCCUGUUUGAAUUAGUCAUUCAUGGGGCUAAUUGGUAACCAGUGGGGCUUAAUCAAGGUCCUGAGUGUCUAAGAUGAGAAAGUAACAAGUAGAGGUGAAGUUUAAGGUAUUCACCAUUUAAUAAAUCAUUAUUGAGUCACUAUUGACAGACACUACUUAUUCCAAUAGGUAGUUCACUUUUAUAUUUACUGAGACUUUCUGGGAUGAUAGUAAGGUAUAUUAGAUAAUAUGCUCUACUUAAGUAUUUAUUACUAGUCUUCUCCUCUAGGAAAAGGGAUGCUUUGCUAGUUAAAACCAGAGGACCAUUUAAUGGGAGAAAUCACCGGUGGAUUCCUCCAAGAAAGCCAACAACAAACAGUAAGGCACUUUGCCUUGUCUCUAGACCAGAGACAUCCUUUCUUUGACAGUUGGUACGAUUCCCCUUUGGCUGCUGGGAUUAGCAACGUGUCGACAGCCAUAGCUGUUGAUGUUCUCCUUUUGUUUUGUUGAACUUUAAUCAUUGGUUACUUAAAAUUGCUUAAAACUAAAGGUCUGUGACCUAAAAUGAAUCUCCUCAAAGCAUCUCCAUGUGACUGAUAAACAUUAGGUAAAGGCCUCCGAACUAGUCUUUGGCUCAAAUCUUCUGUAACUCUCAAAGUGUUGCACCUAUUUCAUUGCAUGGACACUCCUAAUUCCCUAUAAAUUGAACAUCAGGGUCAGGGGGAAGGUAAAAUAUAAUGCAUGUAAUUUUAUUCCCAUGAGCAGGAAAAAUAUGGUACAUUGGGGCUGGCCAUACACAUUUAUUGUUCAUCAACAGAGAGCAAAAGAUUAUAGUAUGUGACAUACAGCAGCUAGGGUAGGCCACAGACAGAAAUGGUUGCUGAUCAGUCUCAAUGAUACUGUUUUCCAGAUCAUAUUUUUAGAUGUCAUGGGUAUAUAAGUCACGGUUUCUUUAAACUCUUGCCUUAUUUUAAGGCAAGGGACGUAUAUUUCAGUGACAGAGUUAUGGAAAAAAAUCUGUAGCUGUUUAUCAGUUUUUCAUGAUUUUCUAUUUGUGGGUUAGUCUAUUUGUAUCCAUUUUAGAGUAAAUGGCAAUGGAAGAAACUAAUUCUAAAACCCUUGCCACUGCUUGGUCUCCAUUUGGUCCUUCCUUUGAGACUUUUUAGAACAAAGAUGUCUGGGAAGAAGAGAUGACCCUGGUGUGCUCCCAGCUGGCCACAUCUGGGAUGUGUCGGGACAUGGCACGUGGAUGCUUUACAUUUCUGACGAACCAGUAGUGUCUGCUGUAGCCCUUCAUUUUAGUCCACUUACUUAACCAAAUAAUAUUCUUUGGAAUUCAGAGAUCAGAUCUUUCUAGAAUUCCAAGCCUAUGGCCAGGCUAUACCUCAGACCAUUCUUUAACAGCUUCAUCUCUGGAUUUUCUGAAUUUCCUAACCCGAGUGGUGACCGUAUCUUAAUGCAGCUGAAGAUCCUAGAGUUGGAUUCUUCCCUUGUCCUUCGCUUGUCCUCGUUCACUUCCAGGGAGCACCCCGGGCAGAAUGAUGUGGUUCUGCACACAAAGCGACACUCGCAACCAGUCACUUGGGAAUCUGGCAGAUCUCCUAAGAUAGGGAUAAUUUUUGCUGAUACUUUCUGAUGUAAUUUGGUGUAUUAUUUUUGAGAUCUUGGCUGAAAUAAAUGAGACAUUUAUGAAAACCUCAUGUUAAAUUAUUUUUUUUGUAAAGAUUCUAUUUUUAAAACUCUACACCCAACGUGGCGCUCAAACACAAUCCCGACCGAGAUCAAGCGUCGCAUGCCAUACUGACUGAGCCGGCCGGGCACCCCAUUUUUUUUAAAGACAUGUAAAAUUAUUUUUAACAAUUCCAGCACUUCGUCCUUAGACCACCUAAUGUAGCUGUUUUCUUCACGUGGCUCACAUCCAGAAUUUUUGAUGUAGGAAUCUUGAAGGCCAACCUGUAUCCUGAUCUUGGCAACUUUCUGUUCUCUAUGAAGCUGGGACCAAACAAAGGGGGAUUUUUUUUUUCUUUGAAAGUAAAGGCAGAUAGCCUGUCUAGAAAUUUGGCUGUUAGAGAGGGCAGCCCGGCCUGCUGCCAGGAUGGACUUGCCCUGAAGCCAGCUAGACCCGUCUCCUCUGCCCAGGUUGGAAUGACUGACUGCCCCCCGGGGUGCAGCAAGUGUGGUAAGAUAAGGGCCACAGCAGGAUGCUUCUCCCAGGUUUUAAGUUAGAAAUUUUCCACAAGUGC
Molecule: messenger RNA, 3406 nt
Organism: Panthera uncia (snow leopard)
Lineage: Eukaryota; Metazoa; Chordata; Mammalia; Carnivora; Felidae
Gene: BPGM
Product: bisphosphoglycerate mutase
Exons: 3
Coding region: 186-968 (260 amino acids)
Biological process (GO): glycolytic process
Molecular function (GO): intramolecular phosphotransferase activity
Source: RefSeq, a predicted model, not a curated record